Messenger RNA from Schistosoma margrebowiei, 354 nucleotides. The record is from the annotation of a GenBank genome assembly. NCBI's taxonomy places the organism in Eukaryota, Metazoa, Platyhelminthes, Trematoda, Strigeidida, Schistosomatidae.
AUGCGUUGGUCUAAUGUACUGGAAUCCAUUGCAAACUUUCCAACCGCAUCUUUGGAAGUGAGGUUUGUUAUCAUAUCCUCUUUUUCAUUUACAGGUUCUACAGAAUCCACAUUUGUCUCAUUGUCUUCUUCCAAAUCCAAUAGACGUCCAAAAUCAUCAACCAUAAGUUCGUUAUCGUUAUUUUCAAGAAAUUCACUUCGAGUCGCAGGCACAUUUUUAAUAAAUUUAUAUAUGGAAAUAAAGUAUAUGAAUGCUGCUAAUAGUAUUGUUGAAUUGAAAAUCGAUCGUGAUAUAUUAGGGUUUCCUUUAUUGUUGCGUUUAUUUUCCCCAAAACGCAGAGAACGUAAGUGGUAA